AGCAAAUCGACAUGCAUAUAAGUAGAGGUGAUAUAUUUAAACUACUUUCUUUAUAUAUAUAUAUGUUAUUGCGUUAAGUGAUUAGUUAGAACGUAUAGUUUCUUAAUUUGUAGCUCCUUCGAAGUAAUUAGGAUAUUUAAUCUUCUUCUAUCAAUGGAAAAUACAAAUGCGUUUCUUUGAAGUUUAAACUAACAAAAGAAAGCCAAUAUUUGUUAUAACCUUUCAACUAUAUAAAAAAAAAAUGGUCGUCAACUUUAUGCUUAACAUAUAUACGUGUCCUUAUCGACAUGCAAAAAAAAAGAAUGAAUAUAUGUAUUUGUACGUGUGUUAUGUAUAUGAAUAAAGUAAAAGGCCUAGAAUAGUCGAAUGAGAGAAAGAGAAAGAGAAAGAUGGUGAGUCAUAGAGACGAUUCACCAGCUUAUAAGUAGUAAAUCCAGCAAAAGGAAAAAAUAUUCAACAUAGAAACUCCGAUCCAGAAGAAUAUUCAUCCGAAUUAGAAAAGGUUGAAGGAUCAUAAGAGCAUUAGAGAAUGGUGCUUUUGCCUGCAUUUUUGGACGGAUUGGCGAGAAGCGUAUCGACAAAGAAAGGCAAACAUCAAUCGGAAGAUGAAGACGGAGGAAGAGAGAUCGCAAAAUCGAUGGUGAAAGAUUCAAAGAAGAACUCGAGUUUGCUCGGCUCUUCAGGCUUUGUUAACUCCGAAACUUCCAAGAGAUUUACCUCUAUUUGUUCUAAUAGAGGUGAGAAAGGAAUCAACCAAGAUCGUGCCAUUGUUUGGGAGGGAUUUGGUUGUCAAGAAGACAUAACAUUUUGUGGGAUGUUCGAUGGACAUGGACCAUGGGGACAUGUGAUAGCCAAAAGGGUGAAAAAGUCAUUUCCAUCUUCUCUGCUUUGCCAGUGGCAACAAACUGCUGCAUCCUUAUCAUCGUCGCCGGAAUGUUCCUCUCCGUUUGAUCUCUGGAAGCAAUCUUGCCUGAAAACAUUCUCCCUCAUCGAUCUUGAUCUCAAGAUCCAUCCUUCCAUUGAUUCUUACUGCAGCGGCUGCACCGCUCUCACCGCCGUCUUGCAGGGUGAUCAUCUUGUUAUAGCAAAUGCCGGUGACUCACGAGCAGUAAUAGCAACAACUUCUGAUGACGGUAACGGUUUAGUGCCGGUUCAGCUCUCAGUAGACUUUAAACCGAGCAUUCCUGGUAUAGCUUUUCGAUGUUAA
This is a messenger RNA of Thlaspi arvense, 1207 nucleotides long. The record is from the annotation of a GenBank genome assembly. NCBI's taxonomy places the organism in Eukaryota, Viridiplantae, Streptophyta, Magnoliopsida, Brassicales, Brassicaceae.